Apis florea (little honeybee) is the source of this 2195-nucleotide messenger RNA. RefSeq names its product ubiquitin carboxyl-terminal hydrolase 3. Gene Ontology annotation, biological process: protein deubiquitination. The record is from RefSeq and is a predicted model, not a curated record. NCBI's taxonomy places the organism in Eukaryota, Metazoa, Arthropoda, Insecta, Hymenoptera, Apidae. Gene Ontology annotation, molecular function: cysteine-type deubiquitinase activity; zinc ion binding.
CAGUCGACUAUUAGUGGUCUGUGACUCUGGAGGUAGCCCGACCACCGCAGAACCGAGCCCGACGCAGCUCGGUUGCGUUCGGUCGGUAGUCGGGGCCAGUCGGGCACUCCACUGCUCUUUUCGGUCUGGUCGUUUUCCUCAGUCCGUCGUCGUUACGCAUCGAGAACAGUUGCAUUCUUUCUUUUUCGUUAAAGACAACGAAUAGUACCCAUCUUUUUCCGCACUAUGUGACGGAUAUUAGGGGGCACCGAGCGUACCCCGCCUUCUUUGUAUAUCAUUCCCACCCUAUCCUUCUGCCUGCCACUACUCUCCUUUGCCCAAAGAGAGAAAGAGAGAAAGAGCACGUUGUAAACGCAGGCACGUACGUACGCAGGCACUCGCCGACGAAGGGGCCACGAGGGCCCCGUGGAAUUGUGCUUAGGAAAACAUGGAGUGUCCACAUCUUGCUCAAAGCGUCCAAUUCGGCGGUAACGACGUAGAAGCGAAUUGUACGAAGGAUCUACCAUUCGUCUGUGCAGUAUGUGGCACCGAGAAAAGUACGUGGCUCUGUCUGUACUGCGGAGCCAUUCACUGUGGACGAUACGUGGCAGGCCAUGCAUUACAGCAUCACGAAGAAAAUACUCAACACUGUGUUUGUAUCGACUGUGAGAACCUGGCAGUAUUCUGUUACAUGUGCGACGAGUAUGUGAUCAACGAUACGACGAGCGGCCAAAUCGAGAAGAUACGUCGCGCCACCUUCCGUAAGGACGAGCACAAAGAGAACGAGGAGAAUUGGAACACUUCGCCAUCUACGACGCCGUCUUCGAGGAGGGAGAACAGCGAAGAUAACGACGCGGACGCCCUGUGGAAGGCGGAAGUGGUCGUAAGGAACCUGCGGCCGAGGACAGCGCGAAAGAGGUUACACUCGUUGGAUGGGACGAGCGGAGACAAUAGACCGGCGACAAAGCGUAGGAGCUCGAAGAUAACCUCAAAGGAGAAGAAAGUCGUCGGCCUGAGGAAUCUUGGCAACACCUGUUUCAUGAACGUGGUGUUACAAUCGUUCAACAAUAUCAGCCAUUUUUGCGAGUAUCUCACGCAGAUGCCGUGUCUCGAGGGUAUACCGUUCGACGAGCCGCCCACGCACAGAGGUCGAAUCGUCACACCCGGUAGAGCAAAAGAGUUCAUGAGCGACGCCCUCCUCGCGGAAGAGUUGAGGAAGGUUCUGCUUGGCUUGAAUCUAGGCGGCUCGAACGGCCAGGCGAUAUCCCCCGAAUGCCUUUUCCUCGUCAUCUGGAAAGUCGUGCCAAGAUUUCGGGGCUACCAACAACAAGACGCUCAUGAAUUUCUCACCUAUAUGUUGGACAGACUACAUACGGAACUUUUGCAAUUGUUGCCCAGACUGGGACACGAGCCUCUCGGUCUGCGUGGCAAGCAAAGCAUCGUCACAGCCGUGUUCGGAGGCACUCUUCUUAGCGUGGUCCACUGCAUGAACUGUCGUACGGAUUCCAAGACGCACGAGCCCUUUCAGGAUCUUUCAUUGGAUAUACCGGACAGAUUGCAGAGACGGACGAAAGAGCAAGAAGAGGUUUGCAGUCUCACGUACAGCUUAACGAGAUUUUUCAAAGUUGAAGAGCUGGCCGAUAGCGAACUAUACUUUUGUGACAAUUGCAUGGGGAAACAGAGAUCCACUAAGAGGUUCUGGAUACACAGGCUGCCUAAUGUGUUGUGCCUUCACAUUAAAAGAUUUAGGUGGUGCAAUUCCUAUCGCUCGAAGGUGGAUACACAGGUGGAUUUCCCAAUGAAGUCACUCGAUAUGUCUGCAUUUACAGUGCGUGGCGUGAAUGGAACGAAAUUGGGCGCUUCGAAUAGUCAUCUGUAUGAUUUAGCUGCCGUUAUUGUGCAUCAUGGUUCUGGCGCUGGAACUGGACAUUACACUGCCUUCGCUGUUCACGAUGGACAAUGGUUUCACUUUAACGAUAGCUCUGUACGGCCAGCAACCACCGACGCGGUCGCUAAGUGUAAACCUUAUAUUCUGUUUUACGUGCGGAAAGAGUUCUCCAUUCCACCUCCUUUGUGACGUCGUUUCCCCAGUCAGUCCCGUCCUGAUGAUUCGAGCUUCGACGACGAUGACGAUGAGAUGACGAAGAAGUAAGCGAAUUCGAGCACAAGAAGUUGAAAUGGUGCAUACAAUAAAAACUGGCCAAACUGAAGAAUCA